CACAGCGGUUCAGCACACAUCAACCACACCACUCACAGUCGAACGUUCUAUCGGUGAGGAGAGUCCUGAAGAUCACAUCGGAUCAUCAUUCGGAGAGCUUCUCGCAAAUCGAGCAAGGAACGAACGAAUCGUGCACUUUGUGAAAGUGAAUUUGGUAAACACCUACGGUCCCACGAGUCAAAGACGACGAUAGCAACACGGUACGCAACACAGUCGUUGUAAUCAUGAAAGCAUUCCCCACCUUCGUACUGCUCGUCGUCGCCGUUGUCUGCUGCAGCCUUCUGCCUGAGCACGCACACGCUACCGUCGUCGAAUCGUGCGGUGAUACGCGUGCCCUGGUGCCGAUCGAGGAGAACGUGAUCGAGAUCAGCAACUGCGAGAAGGGACCGUGCAAGCUGAAGCGCCGAACCUCGGUUAGCAUCAACCAGAAGUUCACACCCUCGGAAGAUGUCAAGAGCCUAAACACGGCGGUGUUUGCGAAAAUCGUGGGCCUACCGCUACCGUUCAUCGGUGUCGAUGGUACCAGUGCCUGUCAGUAUCUGUUCGCGGAAGAUGGUGAAACGCAGGUCGGUUGCCCGCUGAAGGCUGGCGUGCCGGUGGUGUACAAGCGUAGCUUCGAUGUGCUGGAGAUCUACCCCAAGAUCCCGAGCAUGACCAUCCACUGGGAGCUGCAGACGAAGAGUGGCCGAGCGAUCACCUGCUUCGAGGUGCCGGCCAAGAUCGUUUAAUAGCGCAUAGCACGGGGUCGUAGCAGGCCACCGAGGGACCCCAGGAGUGAGACUGAUUCGGAUUCUCCAGACACGUUGCCACGCUGCCACUUGCCAUGCACGGUCCCAGGAAGGAACGACUAUCGGGAUCGUUUUCGGUAGUCCAUCGCCGAGAAGCUUGUUAGCGUCGUGGGGUCCCAAUGAGUUCUGUGAAGUACAUGUGACAGCUGCAGGGAGAAGUGGGGAAACAUGGUUUGUUUUAAAGUUUUACUUUUUAAAAAAGUUAUCAAA
This is a messenger RNA of Anopheles darlingi, 998 nucleotides long. It is a transcript of the gene Npc2b, whose product is annotated as NPC intracellular cholesterol transporter 2 homolog a. NCBI's taxonomy places the organism in Eukaryota, Metazoa, Arthropoda, Insecta, Diptera, Culicidae. Gene Ontology annotation, biological process: intracellular cholesterol transport. The record is from RefSeq and is a predicted model, not a curated record. The transcript has 4 exons. Bases 225 to 728 code for a protein of 167 amino acids. Gene Ontology annotation, molecular function: sterol binding.